This is a messenger RNA of Penicillium diatomitis, 771 nucleotides long. Its product is annotated as kinetochore subunit FTA4 family protein. Gene Ontology annotation, cellular component: Mis6-Sim4 complex. Bases 1 to 771 code for a protein of 256 amino acids. The record is from RefSeq and is a predicted model, not a curated record. Lineage: Eukaryota; Fungi; Ascomycota; Eurotiomycetes; Eurotiales; Aspergillaceae. The transcript is spliced from 4 exons.
AUGGACUCGAGCCGGACGAUCUCAGAAGCUAAAUCCGCUUUCUUGCGCACUCAAGUUCGCAUCUUAUCAGAGACCCUAGCACCGCCCGACGAUUGGAAGAACUAUGCAGUGGAGACGGAAGACGGUGAUCUGCCUGAGAAGGUGAUCUCAGAUGUAUUGCACAAAGUGAAUGUGGCUACCAAGCAACACCAUCGCGUCGUUUACUCGUCGCAAGCCAUUCAUCACGUCGCCCAGCAGAUUGCCAGUCUUUACUGGUCUUCGGUCAACCAAGAGACACCUAGCAGAACACCUUUCACUGAGGGCGUGGAAAAAAGUACAGACCUUUCCCGGCAUAUGCUGCCUAUCCUUUGGCCACGCUCUACGGUCUUCCGAAUCCUGCUCACCAUUCGCAGGAAUCUCAUAAAAGUACCGCACGAUGUUGAAUCAUUAGGUGCAAGUGAUGAUACGAACGCAAGAUAUCAACAGCUACGAGAACGACUGCAAACGUUGGAUGAAAGACGGCAGCAGCGUCAGCAGAGGCUUGAUCAAUUGCGGCACCUUCAGCGGCUCCUUGAUCCCUUCAAGGAUGCGCAAAAAAACAUUCAGCCCAACCUUGUCACUCGUGAUGGAGAAUUGAUUCAAGAGCUUGAGAGGAUGCGCAUGCUUGCCGCGCGCGUCGGGGGGCGUAUCUCGCAGCAAAAACAAAAAAUACGCCUCGACGAUGGAGAACGUUCAGAUUAUCUACUUCCGGGGUCAUCUUCAAGGUUAGACUCUCUGUUGGACAUGGAAUGA